AUGCAUUCCCCACUUUCACUAUUCUUGAUAAGGUUCUGCUUCUUCUUCAUUUUCUUCAUCUUGCUUUUUUCAAAUCAAACUCAACAAACAACCCUAAUCUCACCGGUUUCAAAGGACAAACACACAAACCUCUUCACUCUCUCCGUCUACCUCAAAACUCCACUUCGCCCCACAAAGCUUUUUCUUGACCUCUCUUUCUUGUUUCCAUGGUUAGAUUGUGAUGGCAACUACAACUCCUCCUCCUUCCGCCAAGUCCCCUGUGACGCUACUUUCUGCGACUCCCUCGGCUUCGGUGCACUCUCUUGUGCCAACUGCACCGACUUCACCCCAUCACCUAAUCCCAACUGCGUACACAUCCCCACCGAAAUGGUUUGCGGCGCAUUCCCAGAAAAUCCAGUAACAAAAGAUGUCAAUUCACAAACUGUUCUUGUUGAUACGUUAGCACUCCCAAACGCCAAUGUGUCAACUCAAGAACAACUUGUUUCUUUUUCUAAUUAUACUUUCUCUUGUGCACAUACUACUCUUCUUAAACGAUUACCAAAAGGUGUCACCGGUUUAGCUUCGUUAGGCCGGUCCAAAGUCUCCAUCCAAGCCCAAAUUAGUUCGACUUUUUCCACUCCUAAUUGCCUUGCAAUUUGCUUUCCCGGUUUACCAAAAUCAACCGGGGUCGCUUUCUUUGGUUCACGUGGACCAUACUAUGCUUUUCCUCAAUCCGGUAAAAUUGACCUUGCAAAAUUUCUUAUUUACACUCCACUUAUUGAAAAUCCAAUCGGUUCAGGAGAUACUGUGAUUACCUACGUAAAUAAACCAUCCAAUGAGUAUUUCAUUGGGUUGACUUCUAUCAGAGUCAACGGUAACAUGCAAGUUCCAAUCAAUAGUUCUCUGCUAACUAUCAAUAAGGAAAACGGUUUUGGUGGAACCAAGAUUAGUAGUCAUGUUCCAUACACUCUUUUAGAGUCUUCUAUUUACAAGGCCUUCACAGAAUUGUUUGUAAGAGAAGCAAGUUCCUCUAGUUUCAACCUUACAAUAAUAUCUAAUCCUGUAAAACCAUUUAGUGUGUGCUACUCUGCGGAAAGGGUCACGGUAACAAACGGAACUCCGGUGGUGCCUGCCAUUGAUCUUGUAUUGGAUAGAGAUGAUGUGGUUUGGAAGAUUGAUGGGUCGAAUUCAAUGGUGAGGGUUGUGAACAAGAAAAAAGAGUUGGAUUUGUGGUGUUUGGGAUUUGUUGACGGUGGAGUGAAUAAUAAAACUUCGAUUGUGAUUGGAGGGAAGCAACUUGAAGAGAAUCUUGUGCAGUUCGAUCUUGAGUCAAACAGAUUGGGAUUUAGUUCUUCACUUGCAUCUCGUUCUCUUUCAUGUGCUGACUUUAAGGUCGUUGACUUUGUCAAUGCAAGCACAUAG
Arachis stenosperma is the source of this 1401-nucleotide messenger RNA. RefSeq names its product probable aspartic proteinase GIP1. The record is from RefSeq and is a predicted model, not a curated record. Gene Ontology annotation, biological process: proteolysis. Lineage: Eukaryota; Viridiplantae; Streptophyta; Magnoliopsida; Fabales; Fabaceae. Bases 1 to 1401 code for a protein of 466 amino acids. The transcript has a single exon. Gene Ontology annotation, molecular function: aspartic-type endopeptidase activity.